CCUCUAAGCUAAGGGAUGCCAUCUACUGUAAGAGGUUCUAAUAUCUACUGGGCCAUAGUUACCAUUUCAUAUUUCUUCAUCACCAUGUAUUUUCAAUUUCUAGGGGUUGAGCCUGGCUCUGUGGUAAUAACAGAUGUGGCAGUGGAUUCCUUUUUCAAGCCCCAGUUUGAGCAAGUGAUCCUAGACUGUGUGGUGACACGAAGCACAGAGCUUGACCAAGACUUGGCUUCUGAGUUACUUGAAUGCAGCAGAGGGAUUAAGGACUUCCCAGCACUAAUGGGCCAUACAAUGUGCACGUAUGAUUUUUAUGAGGGUAAGCUUGUUUUUAAGUGGCUAUGGAGAUGGUCAAUUAUCCAGGUCGGGGUUGUCCCAAAAGUGCUUUUCAAAAGGCAACUGGACUUCCUUGGUUUUUUUCCCUUGAAAAUGUUUCGCUUCUCCUCCAAGACGCUGAAACUGAACUCCAUCAUUAGCGCUGCAGUUGUCUGUGUGACUCUCCUUAAUCGACUUGAAGGAGAUCAGAUCAAAGCCUCCCAUGAAGUUCUAGCGGAGUAUCAGCGACGACCUCAGCAACUGAUUGCGACGUUGAUCAAAAAACGCCUUGGGCUGAUUAAAGACAAGGAAUUAUUAGAUAAUGCAGUGGUCUAAAGUAUUGCGAAAUGUGUGAGCCUGUAACGGCAUAAUAUUCAUAGACGUGAAUUAUGAAUGUUAGGUAUUAACACUGUUGGGUUUUUGUAUGAAGCACAAGAACAGGAAAAGAGUGGAUUGAAAAACAAUUUCACUGAUACUUUGAAUUUAGUAGGAGGAAAAACUAAUUUUAAUUAUGAAUACAUCAUUAUUUAACCUACCAGAACAUACUGGAUUAUGCUUGUUGCCUUCAGAAGAAUUUUCUGCAUUAUUAACUAUGGUACCUAGAAUUAAUAUUAGUUACAGUAAGUACCAGCUGAAGGCAAAGAAAGGAAUUAAGCGAAGUGUUUAAAAGGUAUGAUUUAAAGCCCAACAUGUUCUAUACAAGUGCCCUUCACUGGGAAAGAUCAGUCUGGAACAUUUCAAUUAUCUGUCCAUAGAUUGUUUCAACUUAGGUAUCCUAAUGAUGAUUUUGGAUCGAAAUUAUUAUAGACUGUUAGCUGAUGGCAUGAGAUCAUUUUAGCAGUCAUCACACAAGUCCUGUUCAUUCUACUAAGAUGUUAACUGAAUGUUAACUUCGUGAUACCAUGUCAUUUACGGGACAAUAUAAAUAAUGAUCAUUGAAAAUGCCAGACUUAAUCCUAGCUGAAUCAAUAUGUCAAGAAUCCCCCUAAGUUGGGGGAGGGGGCUUAAUUGUCUCCUAUAUCUGUAGGAGGGAGCCAAGAUACUUCUUACUGUAUAUCUCAGGUGACAAUUUGUCACUAGAUUCAAAAAUAGGGCUGCCAUUCCCAUGUGUUACGGCUCAGCAUAGCUGCAAAAUGAGAUUAGAAUGUGAUUUCCUAACACAGUAGGUAACAUUUUAUUUUAGACACCUGUCAAGCAUUGAUCAAACAGCCUUAAAAUAUUUAAGCAGAGGAUGUCAAUGUAUGGCAAGCUCAAAGCAGCACAGAAAAUGUUCCUAGUACAUGACACUAUGAUCCAAAUUGAAGAAGGAACACACUGGCGCUGAUUCCAGUAACUAUUGGGUGACGAGCUUUGUCAUGACAAACCAAGAGAAAGAAGAAGCAAAUCCUGCACAUUAGAGAUGCAGAAAUGUGAUCAGAAACUGCUACUGACAAAUUCUGACUGUACAUCUGUCUGCUACUCAAAACCCAAGAAAGGAGAAUCAUAAUCCUUUCUAAAUGGAAGAAAGUGCUUAAAGAAAAGCUGUAUUGAGUUGAAUCUGAGAACUGCCUCAUCUUAUAAUAAUUUUACAAUACAUUUAUAUAAUUCAUUGUUUCAUGUAUCACAAUGCAUCCGUUGAAAAUUUCUGUUAAAAAAUCAGUUAGUUCAUGUGGUAAAAUAGCCCACAAAAGGGAGUGGGGAAAAAACUGC
This is a messenger RNA of Thamnophis sirtalis, 1998 nucleotides long. The record is from RefSeq and is a predicted model, not a curated record. Lineage: Eukaryota; Metazoa; Chordata; Lepidosauria; Squamata; Natricidae.